Molecule: messenger RNA, 623 nt
Organism: Malania oleifera
Lineage: Eukaryota; Viridiplantae; Streptophyta; Magnoliopsida; Santalales; Ximeniaceae
Product: stress-induced protein KIN2-like
Exons: 3
Coding region: 71-274 (67 amino acids)
Source: RefSeq, a predicted model, not a curated record
AAGUCGUGAGCUUCAGCAUCUAUCGCUAGCUGUGUGUUCGUAGUCAUAUCCCCUCAAAAGAAAACUCAAGAUGAACCAGCAAUCGAACAGUGCGAGCUACCAGGCGGGCCAGGCCAAGGGCCAAGUCCAGGAAAAGACUAACCAGAUGGCAGACAAGGCCAGCAAUGCUGCUCAGUCUGCCAGGGAGUCCUGCCAGGAGGCAGGACAGCAGAUGAGGGCAAAGGCACAGGGAGCUGCUGAUGCGGUCAAGAAUGCGACUGGAAUGAACAAGUGAAGAAGCUAUUAAUUAGGAGGAUAAGGAUCCACGAUCCAUCUGCGCCCCAGCCCAAUUCCUUUUCUUCUUCUUUUUCUUCUUGAACCUAUCCCUGUUUCAUCGCUUUUUCAAUUUAUUUAUUUGUAUUCUUUUAUUUUGGGGGGAGGGGAGCAAUUUUGGGCUCUUUAUUUAUUUAUUUAUUUAUUUUCUUCUCAAUUUUCCUGAAGUGCUGCCGGUUGUUACUGGCUAGCUUUGGAAGAAGGAAAGAACUAUCAAUCCAUCCAUCUAUUUAGCUCUAGCGAUCAGAGAGUUGUUGUCGUUCCGAGUUAUUUUUGUUUUGGAGAAUAAUAUAAUCUUUCUUUCUUUCUUU